UACAACUUAACCUUCUACACUUUACACUUGUAAAUCGUUCUUGGCUAAAGACGCAAGAUAUAAUCACCAAAGACGAGAAAAAAAAUUUACUGUUGACAUUGAAGUGAAGUGAAAAAAAUACUGAAAAAUAAUAAAAAUGAAAUUGAGUUCUUGCAUUUGUGACAUUGCGGCUUGCACUCCAUCCUUAUAUUGUACCUGAUAACAACCAUUUACUUUCGAUACGAUAAAGUGAGAAAGCAUUACGGCAAAUUAACUUUCUCACUCUGAUUCAAACUGCCAACUUCGGCAUCACUCUGUGGGUGGAAUGCUCGGUUUAGAUAUAUACGUCAUUGCAAUUCGGUAAUAAAGAAUCAGUAUACACUUUUGAAAUUAGUGCAGUCAAAGUAGUAAUAAAAAACACACCUGUUAUCAGUGCAUUUUAACAGUGUUCUGUACUGCACCGUAUUGUAUAUUUAUUUAUCAGUCGUCAACAGGCGAGAAAAUGCAAAUACUACGGCAACUGGACGUGCACCCGAAAGUUCGUGAGGAAGCCGAUAUUCUCGUGAGGACCUUUAGCGGUGCCAUCGGUAAACAGAAUCAGAAAAUCCUCGUCUAAAGCAUUACCUGUCAGUUUCGUCAAAUUUUCGCAUCAAUGUCUGGUCUGACGAAGAUCCAGGCUCGAUUUCCACGAGGAUCGAACUUGGGGAAAGCGAGGAUAUUUGCGUUCUAUUAGAUUAAGUGAUAAUCAUUAUGAUGCGAAAUUAAACGACGUCGACAAUUACAAUCAUUAGUACUAUCAUCAUGGGCAUAUUAUUUAUGUCAGAAAUAAACUAUUAUCUCACACCAACUAUGAGCGAAGAAUUAUUUGUAGAUACAUCUAGGGGCUCUAAAUUGAGGAUCAAUUUGGAUGUAAUAGUUCCAACUAUAUCUUGUGAUCUUUUAUCAGUAGAUGCAAUGGACACAACUGGUGUGCAAUAUUUGCAGAUAGAACAUAAUAUCUUUCAAAGACGGUUAGACUUAAAUGGUAAACCCAUAGAGGACCCACAGAGAACAAAUAUUACAAAAACCAAGGCUGUUGUGAAACCUACAGAUGAGGAAACACAGAUCAGCUCUACUACAAAAGUUUGUGGAGAUUGUUACGGAGCAGCUACAGAGACGUUAGAAUGUUGUAAUACUUGUGAUGAUGUACAAAUGGCUUAUAGACUUAAGAAAUGGGCUAUGCCAGACUUAGCUAAAAUUAAACAAUGUCAAAAUGAUAAAUCUGCAGACAAGUACAAGCAUGCCUUUACACAAGGCUGCCAAAUCUAUGGUUAUAUGGAAGUGAAUAGAGUUGGUGGGAGUUUUCACAUUGCUCCAGGUGAUAGUUAUUCCGUCAAUCAUGUACAUGUGCAUGAUGUUCAACCUUACAAUUCAAAUCACUUCAAUAUGACACAUAAAAUUAGACAUUUGAGCUUCGGACUCAAUAUCCCAGGAAAAACAAAUCCUAUGGAUGAUACCACCACAGUUGCUACGGAAGGUGCUAUGAUGUUUUAUUAUUAUAUCAAGAUCGUGCCAACAACGUAUGUCCGCGCGGACGGAUCGACCCUCUUAACGAAUCAAUUCUCAGUGACACGACAUUCGAAGCGGAUGCCGCUGUACAUGAGCGACUCCGGCAUGCCUGGCAUAUUUUUCAGCUACGAGCUGAGCCCGCUCAUGGUGAAGUACACGGAAAAAGCAAAGUCGUUCGGGCACUUUGCAACAAACACUUGUGCAAUCAUUGGCGGUGUAUUCACCGUGGCGGGACUGAUAGAUUCGCUACUUUAUCACUCAGUGCGCGCGAUACAGAAGAAAAUAGAGCUGGGAAAGUACAAUUAAAACUCGGGACCCAGUCGAUGUCGAUUACCGUUAAUCCCGAUCGGCCUCCUUCCUCUUGUCAAUGCAGAUUCUCAAAUGUAACUGGCAAACUUUCAAGAGUCCAUCUGACUUCGCGGCGAGAAGAGCUGAUUGGGACUGGCGUUGAUGCGACGCUCAGAAGAAUAAUUAAACAGAAUUACGAAAAGCAUUAAUGAGAAUGAUGUUGUUGCAGAAGCAUCGAUUUUUCCACCGAAGCCCGAUAUUUCUAUUGUGGAAUCUCAAUGCGCGUGUAACGCCAAAUAGAACUGUCAGUCAAUAAUUCGAUCUUACUUACUUACACUGGGACGUGUUUGUAUCGAAAUGUUAGAUAAGAAAGUAAAAGUAAAAUAACGGCUCGCCACACGCAACGGGAUGCGAAGAACGCUCUUUUUCUUUUUAUGACAAUUAUACAAAAAGAAAUGUAAAUUAUAUAUGUAUUAUGUAUAUGUAUAACGUAUGCUAAUUAUAUUCUUCGAGUCUUAUUUAAGUAAA
Messenger RNA from Harpegnathos saltator (Jerdon's jumping ant), 2343 nucleotides. Its product is annotated as endoplasmic reticulum-Golgi intermediate compartment protein 3. The record is from RefSeq and is a predicted model, not a curated record. Gene Ontology annotation, biological process: retrograde vesicle-mediated transport, Golgi to endoplasmic reticulum; endoplasmic reticulum to Golgi vesicle-mediated transport. Gene Ontology annotation, cellular component: Golgi membrane; endoplasmic reticulum membrane; COPII-coated ER to Golgi transport vesicle. NCBI's taxonomy places the organism in Eukaryota, Metazoa, Arthropoda, Insecta, Hymenoptera, Formicidae. The coding region runs from base 781 to 1833 and encodes 350 amino acids. The transcript has 8 exons.